This is a messenger RNA of Cladocopium goreaui, 396 nucleotides long. Lineage: Eukaryota; Dinophyceae; Suessiales; Symbiodiniaceae. The record is from the annotation of a GenBank genome assembly.
AUGCAAGAACAGCAAAGAACAACAAAGAACAUGCAAGAACAGCGAAGAACAGCAAAGAACAUGCAAGAACAACAAAGAACCACAAAGAACAUGCAAGAACAGCAAAAACAACAAAGAACAGCAAAGAACAUGCCAGAACAGCAAAGAACACCAAAGAACACCAAAGAACAACAAAGAACAACAAAGAAAAACAAAGAAGACCAAAGAACAUGCAAGAACAGCAAAGAACAGCAAAGAACAUGCAAGAACAGCAAAGAACAGCAAAGAACAUGCAAGAACAACAAAGAACAACAAAGAACAGCAAAGAACAACAAAGAGCAGCAAAGAACAUGCAAGAACAGCAAAGAACAACAAAGAACAGCAAAGAACAUGCGAGAACAACAAAGAAGAACAUAG